Messenger RNA from Syngnathus typhle (broad-nosed pipefish), 2189 nucleotides. RefSeq lists its product as uncharacterized. Gene Ontology annotation, biological process: double-strand break repair involved in meiotic recombination. The transcript is spliced from 7 exons. The coding region runs from base 125 to 1705 and encodes 526 amino acids. The record is from RefSeq and is a predicted model, not a curated record. NCBI's taxonomy places the organism in Eukaryota, Metazoa, Chordata, Actinopteri, Syngnathiformes, Syngnathidae.
AUUACUUCCUACAUUACAUCUCCAAUAGCAACGAACAAAACGCUUUACGGCUGACCGCAAACGCCAGUUCCUGACGUAAAGUCUUGUGAAGAGCUUUUACUUGGGCUCAGGUAACAUUUGAAAGAUGCCAGAAUCAAGCACAAAGAACCACAACGAAGGUGGCGCAGAUCCACCACAGCUUUCAUCCCUCAGGACAAGAAAAAGGCCAUCUGACGAUCGUUCCUCUACAGAUGUUGACCAUACUAUUCAACAGGUAUCUAUUGUCAUUUCUGUGCAAGAUCAGAAAGUGGCACAAUCCUCUCUGACCAAACUAGAUGACAUUUCUGAUGAAAACGUUGACCAGUCAGAGCCGAAUGAUCCUGUUAAAAAGGAACAAGAGAAAACAGUCACACAUCCCAUCAGUGAUUCUCAACUAGAGAUGUCUCCUGUAAGGGAUGAUACCAUGAGUGGAAAGGACGAGGAUGAAGAUCAAAUGACAGAGAAAUGUGACCAAAUAUUGUCUCAAACAGAGCAAAACCAGGUCUUUCCGUUGACCUCCAAAGACUCAGGUCAGUUAUGUUCAACUGCUUUAGAAGAUCAGCAGAGAACAAGUAAUGGCCUUCAGUGUAAUUUAGUAAGAAACCAAAAGGUGAGCCUUGGUGCACAGAGCAAUGAGAGUAUGGGUGACAGCAAAGAGGACAAAACUGAUAGAGUGACGGAGGAGCCAACCAAAAAAAGGAAAAGGAUGGGUAUGUGUGGUCUGACAGAAAAGGAGCGAAGUCAUUUUUUACAGAUGACUAAGACUGUAAAUGGACAGAACAGCAGACAGAAAGUUGAACGGCAGACAUCCACAAACAAAGUUGACAUUGAAUCAUCUCUCCUACCACCAUCACUGCUUUCAACUCCGGUGACCAUCCCUGCAGAACUGAGGAAAGAAGAGGUACUGCACAACAGUCAGGAUAGUGCAGUGGACAGGCCGGUUACAGAGCUCCACAUUCCUGACGUUCCCUGUAAUGGGUGUGACAUUGUGUGCAAGUCAAGUAGUUUGGACGGCGAAAGACAUGUCUGCAAAGAGGGCUCAGUUCUUGCUCCGGAUCCAACCGUGGACACCGAAUCAGCUCCACCUGCAAUGGGAAAGGAACAUCAUUUGGAGAAACCAAAUCCCCAAGAAGUGGACUGUGAAUCAUUCAGUCUAACUUCUAGCGAUGAGGAGGUGCAGUGUGUUUCUGUAGGAACUGAUGAGAAGAUGCAUGAUCUGCAUGGUGAUGUUAUGGACUGUGAGGAAGACAAAGCAGAUGCGUUGUCUGUUAACACCCAAGAAGAAGACUGUCAUGUCAAACUCUGUGAAGUCAUCCCCUCUGGCGGCUCAGAGACGAAUAACAUGCUUGGUCAUGAUGAUGACCAUUGCCCUGGUGCUGUGAACACAAAGCAGCCGCAAACCAUAAACUCCAGUGACUCUCUUGGAUCUGGGUGCUUCGAUUUUGUCUCAGACUCGCAGCUCAACAACAUCGAGUUGAUUGACGGCCAGGCAAUAAUGGAGAAAAUUGUUAAACCCUCAAGCCAUGAAGAAGAUGCCUCUCCAUUGAUUUGUGGGCUCAUUAAGGAACUCUCCUUUUUAAAGUUUGUCAAUUUACCAUUCCAUUUUUCUGUGUUGUAUACAUUCGUGGAAAAUUUUAGAUGUAUUCUCUUCCAGUCGAACAAUUAUGGCUGCUCAUCGAGAGAUUGAGAACAUGCGGCGUGGCAGCAAGAACACAAGGAGUUUACCUCGUUGAGAAGCAAUCCAACUGAGUUCUUAAGUUAAGGUCAAUGUAAACGUUGGAUCUAUGUUAAACAAUUUAACCAUUAAGUUCACUUAGUGUUAAAAAAUUACAUUUUGACAUUCACCUUUUUCGCUUUCCUGUUAAUUUGUUGCAAAGUGGGACUGUUUUUUCCAAUUAUAUUAAUUUCUGAUUCAUGAUGUAAGGUAGUUAUUUUCCAACAGAACCAAACGAUCAAACACCAAAAGUGUUGGUUUUCACAACACACCAUUUUUUAUUUGAAUACAAACAAAAGGCGAUCCGACUGAGUUCUUAAGUUGAAGGUCAAUGUAAACAUUGGAUCUGUCACGCAAUUUAACCAUUAAGUUUAGUCUUUAAAAAAUUACAUUUUGAUGUUCACUUUUCUGCUUUUCUGUUAAUUUGUUGCAAAGUAAAACUGUUUUUUCCAAAUUA